UCGCUUGGGAUAAGGGCGUCAUUGUGAGUAGAUCCAUACCUCCCUCGAUAGUUCCGACAUGUGAUAUAAAGAUACAUAUACUAUAAGUCAUGGGCUAUGGGUUAUGGGCCAUAGGUUCUAGUUAAUAUAGGCUUUGUAGGGAGGAAAUAAGGGAAAUGAAUAUAGUAGAGAAACUUGCCUAACUCUUCGAUAGCUUCGCGCCGGCCAGGGAUUCGCCUUCUUAAGUCUCGCUUUCGCCAUAAUAUUCAUACCUGUACAACAUAUCGCUGGAGUCGAGGCUGACUCGCAUCCGCGAUCGCCUAGUCUUGGAAUAUCAGCUCGAGAACAACUCCGGCGCAGAGGCUCCUUCUAGGUGGAGUGCUCUGACGCUGGCCUAUGGUCAUGCCAGAGUGUGAUGGAUUGAUGAGGGUAUUUUGGCCGAUCGACAUUCCCACAUCUGACGCCCCAGGUGUCAUCGUCGGCUGGAGGAAUUCGACCCUAGAUGUUGUCGUCGUAGCCGUCUUAGAUCAUGUCGAUCCAAGAAAUGUCGAUAAUGCGCUGAAGACGGGCAUUCUGCUACGUAGUGCCCCUCAUCCUAUCCCCCGAAUAUUCGAGCUUUGCGGGCAGUCGUCGAUGCAUGUUCUUGGCAUUACAAAUCGCAUUCCCGAUUUCGAACCAGACCCCUCAUGGGUACGAGCCACAACAUGUCCCUCUCAACGAGUCCCUAAGAUCGCCUGCCCGAAAGCGACCAGUAUACAAAUUACUUUGUUUGAGAGGCCAAUUCCGCUUCGGAUGCAAUAUAUCUCGUUAAAUCCUAUUGCACUCUCGCUAGCUGAUAAGGAAGAUCACGCAUUACAUCAUGCAUAUGAUAGUUCUGAGGCAGAAGACGAAAAACAGGAGCAGAGAAACAAGCAAAAGCGGCAUUUGCUAGUUGAUAAACUGAAUAAGCAUUCGGUUAUGAAGCAUGCUCCAUCCCAGAAAGACAAGGCGCUUAGUAGAAUUGUUAAUCAGAUCAACUGGACAUGGGAGUUAGAGCAUUUGCUGCAGAAAAAUGUGCCACUCAUUGGUACCCGUCCUAAGCGCACUCUCAGCGUAUCUGAACGAGUGGUGGAGCAUGCCACAAAUAUGAGGGACUACGUGAUUCUAUGGAUAUGGGAUAUGAUUAUCCUCUACGCGUUUCCCAUAAUCCGCAGGAUUUUCGUGCUUUUUCUCCUUGGCCAUCGGAUUGCUGCCGAAGCCCUGUUGUUGGUAUUAGAGUGGAGAGCUCGGCCGAAUUCACCUGCGCUCAAAGACGUAUCUGCGACAGCCCAGCAGGUGGAAAUACGCCUUCAGCAGUUUUGCUAUUGGCCUAUGCAAUACGUCAAACUUCGACUACGGAAAAACGACUGGGAUAGCGUGACGACUAGCCAUCCAGAUUAUAUACGUUUCUAUAACAGCCUAUGGCUCGUAGCCAAUGACGUUAUCAUGGGCAUCGCUCUUGGCUCGUAUAUCAUCGACAACGCAGAAUGGGUAGCUGAUACGAUUAGCAUGCUCUUAGGGAGGUAUACCAUUGAUGCGUUGCAGAGCAGUAUUUCGUGGCUCAUGGGCUGGCCUGCCGGUCUGAAACUAAACAGCGAAUUGGCAUUAUUCUUGGGCGACCUGUUUCUUUGGGUUAUUGAUUAUUGGUCAAGUUGCAUCCAAACUCUACAACCCCUAUUGCCGCACAUCGUUUGGUUCAUCGGCUUUUCCAGCUUUGGCGGUGCCAGUAUGCCUAUCGCCCUGUUCUCCGAUCUACUCUCGGUGCUCACGAUCCACAUUUAUUCCUUCUACCUGGCCUCGGCAAGGAUAUUCCAUUGGCAACUCACGAUUCUCCUGUCCCUUUUCCAAUUGUUUCGAGGCAAGAAAUAUAAUGUGCUGCGAAAUCGUGUCGAUGCAUGCGACUACGACCUCGAUCAACUUCUCGUCGGUACCAUCUUAUUCACGCUUCUUUUUUUUCUGCUUCCUACUGUUGUGGUCUUCUAUCUCAACUUCGCCCUUGCGCGCAUGGUCAUCAUAUCGUUCAAGGCCAUCUUCGACACAUUGCUUUCCUGUUUGAACCAUUUCCCGCUGUUCGCUUUGAUGCUUAGGGCAAAGGAUCCUAGGCGUCUACCGGGUGGCAUUCGUUUUGAACUUCGAGAUACCCCAGAUAGACAUGUUAUUAAUUCUGCCACAUCGCCCCUACCAAUACCUUCACAACCUACCUCGGUUAUUUACCUAAAGCCUAUCCCUCUUACAUUCGCGGCUAUGUUCCGCCAAUAUUUUCAGAUGGGUAGUCGUAUCCGCAAACACUACUUAUCGCCUCGGGUACUAUUUUGUCUCGUCACUGGCCGAUUUGUCCCCCCUAUUCACCGAAAAGCCCUAUACUCGCUACAAUACAGCAUGCUUCCCGCGCGUAGAGCUGGUAUCAUGGAGAUGUGGGAGGCGUUGAACUCACUGCCGUCUAAGAAGCGACCGGUGAACGUUUAUCCAUACGCAUUCCCACCAACUCCGACGCUUAAUGGAAGGAGGCAUAUGAAUGGACGGGCCGGGAGAGGAUUCUAGUGAAGGAUAGGGAGCUCCAAGGAGAUAUAGGGAUAGCUCCACGGCGUUAGGCAUGUGGAAAAAUAGGAUAGAUGGUAGAUCGGGGUCUAAUGACGGGUUAUGAAUUUCUGUAUAGACGGGUCGAUCCUAGAAAGGGUCUUUGAAUGCGAUCGAUGAUUGUUCCGGUAUAAGACAAGUUGCUAUAUAUAAUAAAACAGUGUCUUAUACAGAGUAUGACUUACCUACUAGGUGG
Annulohypoxylon maeteangense is the source of this 2770-nucleotide messenger RNA. RefSeq names its product Gpi1-domain-containing protein. Gene Ontology annotation, biological process: GPI anchor biosynthetic process. The transcript is spliced from 5 exons. Gene Ontology annotation, cellular component: membrane; endoplasmic reticulum. The coding region runs from base 376 to 2538 and encodes 720 amino acids. Lineage: Eukaryota; Fungi; Ascomycota; Sordariomycetes; Xylariales; Hypoxylaceae. The record is from RefSeq and is a predicted model, not a curated record.